Molecule: messenger RNA, 2924 nt
Organism: Menidia menidia (Atlantic silverside)
Lineage: Eukaryota; Metazoa; Chordata; Actinopteri; Atheriniformes; Atherinopsidae
Source: the annotation of a GenBank genome assembly
CAUGUUUUUCAAAACAUGUACAGGCAAGAACGUUAAGACAGCUAAGAGGUUUAGCUAUACAGUGAUCGUUGCUUACGACUUUGAACGAUUUUUUGCUGUUAUCUGAGCUAAACAUCAAACGUACACAUAAUGGACGUCAGAACCACUUUGUCUUAGUUGUAUCAAAUUUACAGAAGCGAAGAGAUCGUUAAAAAUAAAGACACGAACUACCUUUUACAGGCUUAUUUUUCAGGAUGGAGAAUGGGAUUGCAAACACCAAGGAGGAGGCUUUCCUCUCCAGAAUGGCACUCAAUGAUAACAAGGCUGGUAUGGAGGGCCUGGACAGGGACAAGAUUAAUAAGAUCAUCAUGGAGACGUCAAAGGGAUCUAGGUUUUACGAGAAUGAGCUGAAGAGGGAGCAGCAGGUGAACCAACGCAUUGAAAAGAUGAUGCUCCAAAAGGCACAAAUCACUGACCAACAGUUAAAGAAAGCACAAGCUCAGGUGGAAAAGGUUGCUUCUGCACUGGAAAAGAGCCGUGACCUGAGCCGUGUCAUCGUGCAUGUUGACAUGGAUGCUUUCUAUGCUGCUGUGGAGAUGAGAGACUGUCCCGAGCUCAAGGACAAGCCCAUGGCUGUUGGAUCCAUGAGUAUGCUGUCAACAUCUAAUUACCACGCCAGGAAAUUUGGCGUCCGAGCCGCCAUGCCCGGCUUUAUAGCAAAGAAACUCUGCCCCAACUUGGUUAUCGUUCCAACGAACUUUGAUAAAUACAGAGCUGUGAGUGAUGAGAUCAGGGAAAUUUUUGCAGACUAUGAUCCUCACUUCCAGCCAAUGAGCCUGGACGAAGCCUAUCUAGAUUUUACAGACCACCUGGAGCAGAGGCAGAGUUGGCCCGAGUCCUUGCGGACGCACCGCUAUCGUUCCAAGAUAAUCGCUUCAGAUGAAAAGCACAACGAAUCUGAUGAGGCAGCAGAGAUUAAAGACCUGUCUCCGGUCCUGUUUGAGGACACUCCAAACUCCUCUCCGUCAGCUUCUGAAAGCAGCGGCGGUGCUCUAGAGGUGUUUGGGACGUCUGUGGAGGAGGCUGUGAGAGAGAUGCGCUUCCGCAUUGAGCAGAAGACCACGCUGACUGCCAGUGCAGGAAUUGCUCCCAACAUGAUGCUCGCCAAGGUGUGCAGUGACAAGAACAAACCCAACGGACAGUUCCGACUCCUCCCCAGCAGAGAGGCGGUCAUGGACUUCAUCCAGAGUCUUCCAGUUCGCAAAGUCUGUGGAAUAGGGAAGGUGAGUGAGAAGAUGCUGAAUGCUCUGGGGAUCACCAACUGUUCCCAUCUCGGCCAGCAGAUGGCGCUGUUGUCAUUGUUGUUCUCAGAGACUGCUUGGCAUCAUUUCAUGGAAGUUUCUCUGGGCCUGGGCUCCACGUACAUCCCCAGACACGAGGAAAGAAAAAGCAUGAGCACAGAAAGGACAUUUAAAGAGCUGAGUAAAGCUGAGGAGCAGCUGUCUUUCUGCAGGGAACUCUGUGAAGACCUUGCAGAAGAUAUGAAAAAAGAAGGUUUGAAGGGGAAAACCGUUACGCUUAAGCUAAAAAAUGUGAACUUUGAGGUGAAGACCAGGGCACAGACGCUCCCGUAUGCCGUUGCUACAGUGGAGGAGAUCUUUGCUGUUGCUAAGGACCUCCUGAAAACAGAAAUAGAAAAUGAAAGUCCUCAACCACUCAAAUUAAGGCUCAUGGGUGUCCGAAUAUCAGGUUUUGUCAGCACAGAGGAUAAAACCCCCAUGCAGAAAAGCAUCAUUGGCUUUCUUCAGCCAGGCAAGUCGUGCUGCAGCGGAUCUUCCCAAAUAACGCAUCCAAACCUGGAAAAGGACCCUCUCUCCACUCAUCCCGCCCAAGCCUCACAGUCUCUGCAUCCUCCUCCGGUGCAAAAUGGUCAUAAACAAGUGGAAGUUCGCUGGCAGAUUAAGCAGAGGCACUCAGGGGAAAGUCAGGCUGGUGAGGAACCCCAGCUGUCUUUCUUCCAAAGGGCUCACGCUAGAAGAAUGCAAGUCCAGGCGGUAAAUGCCAGCAAGCAGGAGGAAGGAUGUGGGGAGGAUACUUCUGCGUUUACCUCUAAAGACAGUUAUUCUACAGUGGGUGUUGAGUCAGCAACGACCAAAAAUAGGAACAACUGUGCUGCCUCUGACCAAUCAGGAAACAAAUGCGAUUCUCCCAAGCAGGCCCAGGCGUCCACAUCGGGCUUUGGAACAAAGUCUGAAACCCUCACGUGUCCGGUGUGUUUCAGGCCGGUGGGGACCACUGAUCUGAGUGUUUUCAACAAGCAUAUAGACUGCUGUCUUCGCAAAGCAUCUGGAAAGUCGGGGGAAUCUUCAGACGAAGAUUCAGAUUUAGAUCCACCGAAUGACCAACUAAAGUGUGAGGGGGCAGAGCGUGAGGUGGAAGAGGAGCAGGCGAUGAUGAGGAAUGCGCAGCAUGACACGAGCAGAGUUCAGGCCGGGGAAGGCCGGCCAAGCUUGAAGAAGGACUCUGAGCCAAAGGGUUUGCUGGUCAAAGGGGAAAACAAACCUGUGAGGUCACCGCAGCGUGAGGGGCAACGCCCCGUUCUCAUCUGCCCAGUGUGCCAGCUGAUCCAGGACACUGAUGACCUCACUGUCUUCAACCACCAUGUUGACGUCUGCCUGAAUUGGGACAUCCUCGUGGAGCUCGGGGGACAGGCGGCACCCCCCAAAAAUCCAUCUGCAGUUAAAAACAGCAAAAUGGCGGACAGAGGACAUCUCCUUCCACGCCAAACAAGCAAAGGCAAAAGCAAAAGACGUGACUCGCCGUCGUCUCCUCCUUCCAAAAAACCUAAAAGCUUUUGCAACACUAUAGACAAGUUCUUCAGGUGAUGGUCACUCAUGCAGGAUGCCAGUCUGGACGAAGUGGUUUGGCUGCACAGGUUGAACCAU